This is a messenger RNA of Cariama cristata (Red-legged seriema), 2629 nucleotides long. RefSeq names its product adenylate cyclase 5 (gene ADCY5). Gene Ontology annotation, cellular component: plasma membrane. Gene Ontology annotation, molecular function: adenylate cyclase activity. The transcript is spliced from 14 exons. Gene Ontology annotation, biological process: adenylate cyclase-inhibiting G protein-coupled receptor signaling pathway; cAMP biosynthetic process; intracellular signal transduction. The annotation marks the transcript as partial. The record is from RefSeq and is a predicted model, not a curated record. Lineage: Eukaryota; Metazoa; Chordata; Aves; Cariamiformes; Cariamidae.
AAAGACGAGAAAGCUACAAUAGCCAAGAUGAACCGUCAGCGUGCUAAUUCCAUCAGCCAUAACCCACCACACUGGGGUGUUGACCGGCCCUUUUAUAACCACCUUGGAGCUCACCAGGUCUCCAAGGAGAUGAAGAGAAUGGGUUUUGAGGACCCCAAGGACAAGAAUACACAGGAAAGUAUGAACCCAGAAGAUGAAGUGGAUGAGUUCCUGGGCCGUGCCAUCGAUGCCAGAAGUAUUGAUCGGUUACGCUCUGAGCACGUGCGCAAGUUCCUCUUAACAUUCAGGGAGCUUGACUUGGAGAAAAAGUACUCCAAGCAGGUGGAUGACAGGUUUGGAGCCUAUGUGGCUUGUGCCUCCCUAGUCUUCCUCUUCAUCUGCUUUGUUCAAAUCAUAAUUGUGCCACACUCUACAUUUAUGCUGGGUUUUUACCUGACCUGUUUCCUGAUCCUGACCACGGUGGUAUUUGUUUCAGUCAUUUACUCCUGUGUAAAGCUUUUCCCAGCUCCACUCCAGACUCUUUCUAGGAAGAUUGUACAGUCCAGGACCAAUAGUACCUUAGUUGGAGUCUUUGCCAUUAUCCUGGUUUUUUUAUCUGCCUUUGUCAACAUGUUCAUGUGCAGCACUGUGGAUCUUGCCAGCUGCAUGGCUGCAGAAUACAACAUCACUCCUGGCCAGGUGGACAUAUGCCUUAUCAGCAACCUGACUUCAAACUACAGCCUGGGCACUUUGCAGGGGUUCUGUGACAGUCCUUUGCCCAACUGCAACUUUCCAGAGUACUUUACCUACAGUGUCUUAUUGAGUCUCCUGGCCUGCUCUGUGUUCCUUCAGAUCAGCUGUAUUGGAAAACUGAUCCUUAUGUUAAUCAUUGAAUUUAUAUAUGUUCUCAUUGUGGAAGUGCCAGGGGUCAACCUUUUUGACAAUGCAGAUCUCCUGGUUACAGCUAACACCUAUGUGUCUGCAAAUGCAACGUUAUCAUGCUCUCCAGCAAUGACACGAGUUGCGCUGAAGAUUGUGACCCCUGUCAUCAUUACCGUCUUUGUCCUGGCGCUGUACUUGCAUGCCCAGCAAGUGGAAUCCACUGCAAGGCUUGAUUUCCUCUGGAAACUCCAGGCCACUGAAGAGAAAGAAGAAAUGGAGGAGCUGCAGGCCUAUAACAGACGCCUCCUCCACAACAUUUUGCCGAAGGACGUGGCAGCCCAUUUCUUGGCUCAGGAGCGGCGAAAUGAUGAACUGUACUACCAGUCCUGUGAGUGUGUGGCUGUCAUGUUCGCCUCCAUAAGCAACUUCUCAGAGUUUUACGUGGAGCUGGAGGCCAACAACGAAGGGGUGGAGUGUCUGAGACUGCUCAACGAGAUCAUUGCCGAUUUUGAUGAAAUAAUAAGUGAAGACCAAUUUCGGCAGCUGGAGAAGAUCAAGACCAUCGGCAGUACAUACAUGGCUGCAUCAGGCCUCAAUGAUUCCACUUACGACAAGGAAGGGAAGACACAUAUCAAAGCUCUGGCUGAUUUUGCCAUGAGGUUAAUGGACCAAAUGAAAUACAUUAAUGAACAUUCAUUCAACAAUUUCCAGAUGAAGAUAGGCCUCAAUAUUGGUCCUGUUGUAGCUGGGGUGAUAGGAGCACGCAAACCCCAGUAUGACAUAUGGGGCAACACAGUGAAUGUGGCCAGCCGAAUGGACAGUACAGGUGUGCCUGACAGGAUUCAGGUAACCACAGACAUGUACCAGGUUUUAGCAGCCAACAACUAUCAGCUGGAAUAUCGAGGGGUCAUUAAGGUCAAAGGCAAAGGUGAAAUGACCACUUACUUUCUAAAUGAAGGGCCUCCAAUUAGUUAGCACCGAUUGCAGCAUCACUCAAAGAUGGAAUUUGCGUACACAAGAUUGUGAAUCAGAGAAGAAUCACUUUUUGGGAGUGAAGCUGAAAACGCAGUGCAGUUGAAAUUUUACAUGUGACUCUAGAGCUGGUAUCAGCAAACUCUUUGGCCAUCCAUCAUGAAAGGCAAUCAUCGAAAGAAACCACCUUGGAGUUGUUCCUGGCUGAGCGCUAAGUUGACCAAAGAUGUGUACUACAGAGUUCACAGCUAAGACAUGAAUUUGGAGUUUUAAAAAAGGCUGCUACCACAGGAUGAUGUAAGAAGCUAUUUAAGUAUUUAUUGACGCAACACAACAUUUACUUGGUUGAAGGAAUGUAUGAUUCACUACAAAGCAUUAUUUUGGAAUGGAUUUGCACUCCCAUAAUGUUUCCAUCCCAUACUGCCAGCUGUUUGAAGUGUACCACUGUGCUUUUAUUAGCUGUUUUGAAUGGGCUUUCAAAUUUGACACCCACUAUUGCAGCACACAAAAAGGCCUUUUAGAAGGGCGUCGGUAAUGUUUUAGUGUGAAAAGACAUUAUAGCCCUGGCCCCCUCUUUUCCCUUCUUCUACGUGGCUAAAUGACUGCUCUUCUGCGUGGGGCUGGCACAUCUGAUGAAGGGGAAGAUCAAGAUAAAGAACAAUGGCUCUACAACCAUAUUUAUUGAGAAGUCUUCUGUGCUCUUCUUUGGUAUAUAUCAGUUUACAUGGGAAAGACUAGAUGUAAACAAGAGACACUUUGUGGGGGGAACUCCCCUGAAAUUUGUUGUGGGUUUUUU